AUCUGGUAAGAUGUGGCAGAAUGAGAAAGCGAGUAGAAUGGAAGAGAGAGUGGGGUUUGGUUGGUUGAUUUUUAUUGAGAAUUUGUUUAGUGUGUUUGUGUGGUGGAGGAGAGAGAGAGACCACCCUUCCCUUCCCUUCCCUUCCCUUCACUGUAUUCUGAGGUCAUGUCAUGGUGAAUUUCAAUGUCGCGAGCUUCCGUCACCGCCGCUUCCUCCUCCAUGCACCACCAAGAUGUUUUGUGGCAAAUGAACAUGCGAUCAAGGGAACAACAUAUGGAAUAUGGACCUUAUCCAGUGCGUGAAGGAGAACCGGAUUGUUCUUACUACAUUCGAACUGGAGUAUGCCGAUUUGGCCCUACAUGUCGAUUUAACCACCCUCCUAACAGAAAACUCGCUAUUGCCACAGCAAGGAUGAAAGGUGAAUAUCCAGAAAGGAUAGGACAACCUGAAUGUCAGUAUUAUUUACAAACGGGGACAUGCAAGUUUGGAGCCACAUGCAAAUUUCAUCAUCCUCGAGACAAAGCUGGGAUUACCGGACGAGUUUCCUUAAAUGUUUUGGGAUACCCCCUUCGCCCGAAUGAGAUGGAAUGUGGAUAUUAUAUGAGAAAUGGACAGUGCAAAUUUGGAAGUACUUGUAAAUUCCAUCACCCCCAGCCAUCAAAUAUGACGGCAUCUUUACAUGGUUCUGCCGUAUAUCCUCCAAUUCAGUCUCCUACAACCAGCCAGCUGUCAUAUCCAUUGACGAGAGCUUCUUUUAUAGCCAGUCCACGGUGGCAAAGCCCUUCAAGUUAUGCACCACUUGUCAUGCAGCAGGGAGUGGUAUCUGUGCCUGGAUGGAACACAUACAUUGGUCAACUCGGUUCAGUUUUAUCUUCUGAAAACCAGCCGCCUUCAGCAGUAAACAUCCAAAAUGAUGGAGCAUCACAUCAGGGCGACUCUGGAAAUGUUGCAUCUGAGUAUGGUGCUGUACCAAUGGGAUAUUAUGCAUUCCAAAAGGAUAAUGUAUUUCCUGAGAGACCAGAUCUACCUGAAUGCCAGUUUUAUAUGAAAACUGGGGACUGCAAAUUUGGUGCAGUUUGCAAGUUUCACCAUCCUAAGGAAAGACUGGUUCCUGUUCCUGACUGUCACUUGAGUCCAAUUGGACUUCCUUUACGGCCGGGGGAGCCUCUAUGUGUAUUCUACUCGCGAUAUGGUAUCUGCAAGUUUGGUCCAAGUUGCAAAUUUGACCACCCCAUGAGAGUUUUUGCAUACAAUACCCCUGCCUCAUCAUCAACUGACCCCACAGUUGUUCGUCGGUUUUUGGCAUCUUCACCGGGAACAGUUCCAAUAAAUUUCUCCCCAGAUGGACUCAUCGACACAAGCUCCACAAGAAAUAGGCGGCUCUCUUUGUCAGAGACUAUACAAAAAUCCUCGGGUGACAAUAACACUGACUCAGAGUGAAAAUAUUUCUUCCAAAAGUAAUUGAGUUAUUGUCCUAUUUACUUUGGAAGAUAAAUAAAUAACAGCUUCCUGUAUAUUCAUUUCCCUGGCUGGAGAUGUACAUAAUUCAAUUCCAAGUCGAUCUGCUUUUCUGAAGAUGCAGUUCAAUUGACUAGAGUCACUACUUAAACUUGCUGCAAUGUAUAAAUCUGCAAAUGUUAUCACAUCUGUUAAAAGGCAGUGGUGGAUGUUUCAAAUUUUUUUAGAGCCGUCAUCAUUUUCAUAUAUUUCUAUCACUUCUGACGGUCUUCUGAGCAUUUUGUUUUGCAGCAGGGUUUGCCUCUCUCGGCAAUAGUCUUCCCAAAACUAUACAGGGUCAUUCCUUGUGCUAAUAGCUAUUUCUGCUGAUUAUGGUUGAUUUCCUCGGUGUUUAAAAUGCUUGCUAUGUCCCCUCCAUUUCAUUAUCAUUAGUGAGAAUUAUCAUAAAGUUUCCGAGCAUUACUUUGGUAACAUGAGCAUAAUUAUCUCUGCACUAAUUUUUUAGGCAUCUUUUUCUACUGAUUAAUGUUAAUGUCCUAUUUGUCUGGAACUCAUGCUACAUCCAUUCGUGUAAUGGUUAUUAGUGAGGAUUAUCACAAAUUGUGAGCAUAAUUUUGAUAAGCUAAGGUGUUAGUAUUCACUUAUUACCAAUUUUUUGCUUCUUUAGUUUUUCUAUCAGGAAUCUAAUGUCUCUCUUCAUUGACCAUGUUAGUGGUCAAACGAUUAGGUAAUUAUGAAUUUAUGAUAUGUGCUAUUAACUGUCAAUUAUGAUUAGGCUAGUAAUUUUCUGUGUCAGCAAUAUGUAUGGUAUUUUAUGACCAAUAGGUUUCUAUUAAACAGUAUUGAUGUAGAAGUAAGAAAAGUGCACUGGAUCUAUUGAAGUAAGAAAAGUGCACUGGAUCUAUAUCCAGACACGUCUAACUAAGUAUAACCUAUUUUUGUGGUUUGUCUAAUUUAAGUAUGGUUUGUGGGUCAUAUGUUCUAUGGAAAUGGGAAGGGACUGGAAGCAAGUGUUUUUAAUUCAACCUACAUUGAUUCAGGUUGUAUGUGAUUGAGUUCUAACAUAAUCUGAUCAGACUUAUAGAUAAAACCAUGAAAAAAAGAUACUAUAUCUUUCCAUAAGUGCCAAAGUCCAGGGGUAAUUGUUCCAUGAUUGAAAGCAAUUCAUUGAGAAAGCUAAAGAUCAUGUUUUGCUGUGCCAAAACAGAAUCAGAGCUCUACCUAUGCUUGCUUCCACACACUGAACCUACAAGGAAGUAUGGUCAACCUAAGUUGAAAUAUUUUUUAAUUUCUCAUGAGCAGCUCAGAGAUUGCUAUACUGAUCAAUUAGGAUCUGCAAAGAAACAGCGGAAGGAAAAAGUGGCGUGCUUCACUUAUCCCAUGUAGCAGUAUAUUUUUCUAGAGGGGCAAAUAGCAGCUCUCUUUCUCUUCCAUUUGUACCAUGCCCGAAGAAAGCAAGACAUACCAUAGGUGCGAAAUGCCCAUCUGCAAACUUUAGCAUUUCUUCUUUUUGGUUUAUUGAAUACAAUUAAACCCCAACCUUUCCUCCCCCCUUAUACACACAUUCAAACCAAAACUACUUUAUUUAUUACUCCCUCCGUCCAGCAAUAGGAGUCCCGUUUUUCCGUUUUGGGACGUCCGGGAAUAGGAGUCCCGGUUCUACUUACCAUAUUUAGAUAAAUUAAUUACCCUCCCCCAAUUCAUAAUUUACACAAAAGCCAUUAAAAAAACACCCCCCAUCCCCAAUUUUGUCGUCACUCUCUCACUCUCUCACCCUCAUUCUCUCACUCGCGUUCUUAUUCGCUCUCCUUCCUCUUCCUCUGUGGAAACCCUAAUCCACGCCGCCUCCUCUUCCUCCUCCAAAUCGCCGCCUCCUCCUCCUCUUCCCCAGUCGACCGUACAUGGAUAAUGUACCCUCUCCACCCCUAUCCCCCAUCUAUGGGUUAGAUUCGGCCGGAAAUCGUAUUCAAUUUCCACGUUGGCCUCGUCUGAAUCCGGCACCGGAGUGGACCUUCGACACGUCGGAGGGGUCGAUCCCGACUCCUAUUGCAACCCACCUGUCGCCUAUCCCCACAUACUCGUGGGAGGAGGGUGAUUCGAUGUCUACCGUUGUUCCUGAAACUCCGACGGUCGAAGUCCCUUCCUGGACCGAUUCCCAGCCCCCUAUGUACCUUGAAACCCCAGAUCUAGAAGCUAUACCGUCGAUGGUGGGUGGUUCACCUCAUUUUGAUCAAUUUGUAAUGGAAGGCAUUUUUUUAUGUUGAGUGUUCUUUUUAAAUUCAAUUUUCCAUGUUUUAUGUCCAUUUUUAAUUUUGGCAGCCUAAAAUUAUAUUUGUCAUUCCAUGAACUGAUAUGGAAACGUGCUGCAUUGUUGUAUGCAAACCAACAAAAAAAUUUGGCAGCUUGUUGUAUGCAAGCUAAAGAAAAAAGGUUUAAAACAAUUUAGGUGGGGCCUAAAUUCCACUAUCACACACCAUUUAUUACACACUCCAAAACUUUCUUAAAACCCGUGCCCUGGAGAAAUGGGACUGCUAUUGCUGGACGGAGGGAGUAUCUAGCAAUAUAGUUAGAUGCAUGUUCAUACCCAAUCACUAUCACUUCCCUCAACAAAAAAGAUCUACUUCCAUCUCUCCUUCCAGAUUACAGUUCAUCACUGCCAAUUUCCUGCUUCUUUUGUCGACCCUUUUAAUUCCUUUUUGAAGAACAUCACAGGCAGUAAGAAAUGCAUGCAAUUAUUCGUGGAAUUUUCUGGUGUGUGCUGAUUCUUUUAUUCAUCUCUAGUCUCCAUCAACAACUUAGAUUAUUUAUGGUAAGUUUCUCUCUCCGCCACUUUUAUUUUCUCUGUGUGUAUCAGAAGACAGGUUGAUUGUGAAAAAACCCUAUCUAGAAAAGGAGUGUUGGUGAUAAAAAAUGGUUGCAGGUGGCGGCAGAAGAUAUGGUGCCGCUGGGGAAGGAGAUGAUGGUGAUGUGAAUGAUAGCACAAGGAGUUGGGGAGCUUUCAGAUUUGUUCACUUUGCACUUCUGUGGAGGUGAAAGCAGAAGCUACUGUUUGCCAUCUCCAUGCUGCUAUGCUAUCAAUUGCAACAUUCCAAAGAGGCCCUUUGGAUCUGUUCUCUCACUCCCAAAACUUUUGCUGGCAUUGAAGCUGAACAACAACAAAAUCUCUGCUGAGAUUCCUCCAUGCAAUGAAUAGUUUGAGGAUAUAGCAACAACAGAAACUCUGGGGAGGGAUCAUAUCUCUGCUGAGAUUCCUCCAUGCUGUAUCCACAUGGUCCUAGCUUGGAUUUUUGUCCAUCUCACAUAGCAUGCUGAAUGGAUCCCUACGGAGCUGGUUGAUUACAUUCGAAGCAAUCAAUCACAUAACAUAACUGUCUCUCAGGGAUCAUCCCACAAGGCAGGGCUACUGAGGGCAUUUGCAGGCAACCCGGGUCUCUGCCACGAGGAGUCAUCUUGCAAUGGGAAGGGACAGCCUGUGAUGCUACUUAUAUAUGGGAGUGAACAGGGACUGACUUCAGUGAGGAUUUUGUGUGUAACUAGUUUUGUUAGUUUCUAUACAGGUUAUAUUGAUCUUUGUUGUUAUGGUCUAACCAUAAAUUCUACAUGUUGCAGACCGAGAACUAGUGAUUUUUAUGGUGGAAAACAAAGGAUUUGGAUC
This is a messenger RNA of Salvia splendens (bonfire salvia), 5113 nucleotides long. Its product is annotated as zinc finger CCCH domain-containing protein ZFN-like. The transcript is spliced from 10 exons. The record is from RefSeq and is a predicted model, not a curated record. Gene Ontology annotation, molecular function: mRNA binding; metal ion binding. NCBI's taxonomy places the organism in Eukaryota, Viridiplantae, Streptophyta, Magnoliopsida, Lamiales, Lamiaceae. The coding region runs from base 184 to 1440 and encodes 418 amino acids.